Aegilops tauschii subsp. strangulata is the source of this 989-nucleotide messenger RNA. Its product is annotated as heavy metal-associated isoprenylated plant protein 23. Lineage: Eukaryota; Viridiplantae; Streptophyta; Magnoliopsida; Poales; Poaceae. Gene Ontology annotation, molecular function: metal ion binding. The record is from RefSeq and is a predicted model, not a curated record.
CGGUAGGCAGGUCUAAUACUAUUGCUAGCGCUAGCUAGCCCCGUGUACCAGCCUCGCCGAUCGAUUCCUCCUGCAGUGGAUCAGUGGAUCACUACUCCCAUAACGUACACUUGUACCGUAUCCAUCAUUGAUCAUGGACAUUACUCGAUAGAUCUUAGCCGAUCCCAGCCGAUCUUGACGCCAGAGCAAGACUGCAGCCGGUAGCACGCUCUUUUAAUCAACAGCUCCGGCCGGCCCUCUCCCUCCGUCACUGGUAGUAAUUUGCCAUUCAUCCGUCAAAAAGGGAGACGAAUUGAAGGCGAUGAGGCGGCGGCUAUGGCGCAUGGGCGGCAGGGUGCUGAACUGCUUCGCCGCCUGCGUGGGCGCCGGCGCCGGCUGCGGCUGCCUGUGCGCGCGCGCGCUGGGGGACGAGGCGGAGGAGAGGAAGGCCCUGGUGACCGGGAGCAGCCAGGUGGUGAGGCUCAGCGACCUCGUCGUCGAGGGCGCGUCGUCCAGGACGCUGGGUUUCCAUCUGCAGCCCAAGACCGUGGAGCUGAGGGUGUCCAUGCACUGCUACGGCUGCGCCAAGAAAGUUCACAAGCACAUCUCCAAGAUGGAAGGGGUGAUGUGGUUCGAGGUGGAUCUGGAGCGCAAGAAGGUGGUGGUGACCGGCAACGUGACGCCGCUGGAGGUGCUGCAGAGCGUCUCCAAGGUCAAGCUCGCCCAGCUCUGGAUGCCACCACAACCAUGCUAAUAACGGGCUAGUCGAUCACCGCCGUGAUAUGGAGCGACAGGAGACCAUUUUCUCCAAUGACCAACCCUCUAUUUCCCUGGCGUCCCUUCUCAUAUUAGCUUGUUCUUUUCUUCCAAACCUAUGUAUUCUCCAAUCACAAAGGAGUAAGCUUUGGCCGCAUGCAUCGUUUUCAGGAUGCAAAGGCCGGGAGUUGACACCAACAUUUGUUGUGAGGAUCGGUAUUUUGUCAAGUAUAUAUAUGUUCGUAGUCAACAAA